UUUAAUUUUACCAUUAUACGCAGUGGGUGGGAGCGACUGGGUAACACCUGCGCCGCGCACGUCCCCUUGCUAACCGCGCCGCUUUGUAUUUUCAUACAGCCCGAGUCCCUUAUACAGGAGACACAUUCUCUUUGCGCGUACUUAAAAUCAAUCAAGGUGACUUCCUUAGCAGGCAAGGUGUCUCAUAGAAAAUACAGGAUGUGUUCCAAGCACAGACACGCAUAUUGGAUGCCGAAUCAAAUAUUGCUGAUCAAGUCGGUGGAACAGCUGCCGAUAAUAUAUACGAGGACGUACGAGCCGCCCUGCGAGGCUGACCUGAAUGAGGCUUGGAGCUUCGUGUCGUUGGAGACUGCUCUGCCGCAGAGCCUCUGCAAGCUGCGUUGGUCGAUCAUUCGCUGGAGCUACCUCAAGGUCCACCAACUGAUGCGUGAUCAUCGCGUGCCCCGCUGCACGCUGGAGAGCCACCCUCAGACCAGGAAAUAUCUGGACGGCAAUCUCAACUUCUUGAUCCCAUUGCUGGAUGACUUCACUGAUGCAGACAUAGCUUCGCAUGUCCACAAGCGCUUCGACAAAAUCUUCGAUGUCAAGAAUCAAGCCUCACUUGAAAUGGUUGAUCUCUGGCUGCGCAACCGGGAUAGGCGCGAUUGUAACGAGUACUGCAUGGGGUGGCCCGAGCAUGACGUGUCGUGCCUGUACGACCAGGUGAAGGACAUGAGUCUGAACUACCAGGGCAAGAUCGACGAGGAGACUCCGUCCACCUCCGGAGGGUGCCCCAUGAAGGGCAAUGACGACAUCAUGUGCAUCAGCAGCGACUCCGAGGAUGAGUAAGCUGUCUGAUGCACAUGACGCAGUGGACGGCGUAAUCGCCAAGUUGGACGCACCAUAUUACCGUAUCUGUCCAACGAAGUCUAAAACUAAAACGCAUUCGUUGUAUUAGACAACAGCGUUAUAUUAGUCAUGUCCACUUUUAAUAUUAAUACUAUUCUUAUAUUCUUAUUACUCUAUGUGUGUUCGGUGAAACCACCGAUAGUUGAUACCAAAAAAAAACUGAAGUAUUAGCGUUGCAUAUUAUAUAACGCUCAAUUCAUAUAUUUUCUAAAUGUUUAAAAAAUAACGAAGGUCAAAAUUAAUGUUAAAAACAAAAUUAUACUGGGAAGUUUGUAUGCGUAUAACAGUAUUGACAAACUCAGUAUCUAAUAUCAUUAAAGUAUGAAACAAAACGUAGAUACCUUCUAUUUCACAACUUUAGCAUUUUAAACGUAUAAUUGAUGUGUAGUUUACAAUCCUGUGAAAAUCUAAUUAUGUGGUCUAUGUGUAAAGCGUAAUCUUGAAUAUAGUCAGCAAUUGGCAAUUUUUUUUUAUCGAAAUGGCUCGAAUCGGAAAGGAAGAGAAAGGCCCAGGAAAGUGUUAAUUUCCAUGCAUAAUAGAUACCUACCUAAUUCAAAACUUACCUACUCAAUUAUUUGCGUAAGCACAAAAAUCGGUUUCGCGUAACUACUUAUUAUAUAUUUAUAUACGAAUUUCUUUUAGAAAAAGAGUUUAUUUUGUUAU
Trichoplusia ni (cabbage looper) is the source of this 1551-nucleotide messenger RNA. RefSeq lists its product as uncharacterized. The transcript is spliced from 2 exons. NCBI's taxonomy places the organism in Eukaryota, Metazoa, Arthropoda, Insecta, Lepidoptera, Noctuidae. Bases 199 to 828 code for a protein of 209 amino acids. The record is from RefSeq and is a predicted model, not a curated record.